AUGAAGUCCUCCACGACUCUAAACUUCCUCGCCACCGCGGGCCUAGCAGCCGCCGCCCUCUUCAGUGAGGGCGAGUAUGACCGCGGUGAGGUCCACGAGAUGAUCAUGGGCAAGAAAUUCAGCAGCUGGGACAAGCAUGCUGAAGAAGGUGCAUACGAGGCCGAGAACUACGUCCCAGUGGACAGCUUCAUGCCUUGCACCGACGGCCAGGUUGUUGUGGUAGAAGGCGAUGCCAACAACACCUAUAAGUGCAACAACAUGGACCUGUUGAACUUCAAGCCUCACAGCGCCCUUGGCAGCUUCACUGGCUUCGGGUCCGGUUCAUGGGGAUGGGUUUCUGACGACGGUCGCGAGUUUGCCGCCAUCGGCCAAAAGGAUGGCGCUGCAUUCAUCGAGAUCGGACCUGAGGGAGAGAUCAUAUACCUUGGUCGCCUUCCCCAGUACUCGGUACUGCAGCGGUACUCACAGUGGCGAGAGAUCAGGAUGUACAAGAACUACGUCUUGAUCGGGAGCGAGGCCGUUGACCAUGGCCUGCAGAUCUUCGACAUGACGAAGCUCCUGGAUCUUGAUCCGGCGAAUCCAGUCAACUUCUCGCUCUCCGACCAGACCGGCCACUUCCUCGACUACGAGAAGAUGCCAUUGGGUCGUAUGCACAACGUGGUCGUCAACGAAGAGCUUGGCUAUGCUGCUGCUCUCGGCUCCGCACCUCGCUUCAACCAUAGCUGCGCGGCCGGCUUGGUGUGGAUCGACCUCUCAGACCCUUCCAAUCCCACAUCGCCUGGCUGUGCCGGUGAAGAUGGCUACGUCCAUGACGCACAGUGCGUAGUCUACCACGGUCCUGAUAGCCGAUACGAGGGCAAGGACAUAUGUUUUGGUUACAAUGAAGACACAUUGACUAUCUACGAUGCAACUGUCAAGACUGGCGUCAACCAAAGCACAAUCAUCAGCAAACUCAGCUACGACUACCACCAGUACAUUCUCCUUGACGACGAGUACGACGAGUACGACUAUGCUGUACCUGAUGGAUACCCCGUCACUUAUAUCAUCGAUGUCAGCAACCUCGAAGACCCUAAGCAGAGCGGAAUUUACAAGAGCAAGCAUUACGGUAUUGACCACAACCAGUACAUCUUCGACGGCCUCGCAUACCAGUCGAACUACGGUAUUGGUCUUACCGUCUUGGACGUCUCUGGCAUUCCAGACGACCCAACUGGCGGCAACGUCGAGGAAGUUGCUGGAUUUGACAUCUACCCCGAGGACGAUCACUUGCCAGAAGGCGGAGUGCUCGAUUUCGUCGGAACAUGGAGUCAUUAUGCUGGCUUCCCGUCAGGACACAUUGUCAUCAACACCAUCGAGCGUGGUGUGUUCGUGACAAAGCUGUCUGGCUUUGAGGGACGCGCGAGGGGCAAGAGGCACGCUGCUCCUCGCCGGCUCAGGUAG
Molecule: messenger RNA, 1437 nt
Organism: Cyphellophora attinorum
Lineage: Eukaryota; Fungi; Ascomycota; Eurotiomycetes; Chaetothyriales; Cyphellophoraceae
Exons: 4
Coding region: 1-1437 (478 amino acids)
Cellular component (GO): extracellular region
Source: RefSeq, a predicted model, not a curated record